GAGGGGUGGUGAGGGGAAGUGGGGAGAAGGAUGGAGGAGGGGAACAAGGCACCGUGGAGAGCAGUGAGGUUGAUGAAGCGAGGUGGAAGGAUGAAGCAAGACCUGAUGAAGACGAGGAUGCAGGCAGUGAGUGCGGCUAUGGCAUGAAGGCGGAUGUGUGGAGCAUGGGCAUCACGCUGUGCUCCAUGCUCACUGGCCGACUGCCCAUCGUCAAGCCGGCUAAACUGCUGGCCAUCAUGCACGCCCAGCAGCAGCACCAACAGCAGCAGCAGCAGUGGCAGCGGCAGCACCAGCAGCAGCAACAGCAACAGCAGCUGCAGUGGCAGCAGGAGUGGCAGCAGCAGCAGAGGUGGCAGCAGGGGGAGCAGGGACAGCAGCAGCAUGUGAUGGCGUCUCAAUCUCAGAAUGACCCCACUCAGGCGAUCUAUGCACCCACAGCAUAUGCUUCGCACAGCUACACUGGCAGGGACCCUGCAUUCUCUAAUGUCACUCUCCACACACUCACCUCAGCCCCUAUUUCGUCUUCAGAUACCAGCAUGGUACCUGUUGACAUGAACAGUAGUUUGCAGAUAGACUUCGAAUCUCCUGGCUGGAAACGAAUCUCCCCAGCUGCGAAGGAUCUCAUCCGCCGAAUGCUCUGCAUCAACCCUGAUCGACGGCUGAGCUCGCUUGAGGUGUUGGAGCACCCAUGGCUGAACCAACGGUCUGUGAGAAGCCGGGACUUGUCUGCACUUUGCCCUGCCCUGCUUUUCCAUAAACCCUACCCAUCCACAUCCGCACCCACAUGCACAUCCACAUUUACAUCCACAUCUGUGCCCUCGUUUUUAGAAAAUGCAUCCAUAAUGGCAUUGUGAGAGCUUCACAUGUCAAGGGAUGCUUGGUUGCCAGCAUGGCAUGGUUUGCAGCAGGCAAUGUGGUGCGUGGCAAUGCAGUAAGUGAGGGUGCUUGGCCAAGCACCUUUUCCCUCAAGAUUGGCUUCAACUCCUUCAAGGAUUCAAUUUCUUUGUCGUCUUCCAGAUUAGCUUAUUGUAGGAUAUUUGGGGGUUUAUAGGCUGAUAGGUUGUUGCAUAGCCACCUCAGCUGUGCUAAUAAUGCAACUAGUGGGUGUAGGAUUUAGAGUUUUGUGGUAAAUUAGCACCUGAUUGCAAAACCAGCACUGCACCAGAUUGUCGU
Closterium sp. NIES-67 is the source of this 1173-nucleotide messenger RNA. Lineage: Eukaryota; Viridiplantae; Streptophyta; Zygnematophyceae; Desmidiales; Closteriaceae. The record is from the annotation of a GenBank genome assembly.